This is a messenger RNA of Eriocheir sinensis (Chinese mitten crab), 2182 nucleotides long. RefSeq names its product phosphoribosyl pyrophosphate synthase-associated protein 2-like. Gene Ontology annotation, cellular component: ribose phosphate diphosphokinase complex; cytoplasm. Gene Ontology annotation, biological process: purine nucleotide biosynthetic process; 5-phosphoribose 1-diphosphate biosynthetic process. The transcript is spliced from 10 exons. The record is from RefSeq and is a predicted model, not a curated record. The coding region runs from base 199 to 1392 and encodes 397 amino acids. Gene Ontology annotation, molecular function: ribose phosphate diphosphokinase activity; magnesium ion binding. Lineage: Eukaryota; Metazoa; Arthropoda; Malacostraca; Decapoda; Varunidae.
AAACAUAGGAGACUGAGUACGACAAUCUGGCAACGUUGGUGGGGCUGUUGCUAGCCGAGGGUGUGUUUGGUUCACGCGUCUAUAGUGCUGCCUGGGGUCGGAGGUUGCUGGCGAGUGGCGGUUUUGACCUCUCAUUUCCAGUCACCCACCUGCCAGACUUCAAUAGCUUAAUCAACAAGUAGAAGAACCCUGAGGAUAAUGGACACCACACGUGGCAGCAAAGAGAUGGUCAUUUUAGCUGGGAACUCCCAUCCUGAGUUGGCCAACCUCAUUGCCAGUCGCCUCGGUAAGCCUCUUGGAAACCUAUCUGCCUACCACAGCAGCAACCAGGAAACUAUGGUGGAGAUUGAUGACUCAGUAAGAGGGCGAGAUGCAUUUAUUCUUCAGACUGGUACAAACCGGCUAGAGGCGCCAGUAGGGAGGGCGGAGGUGAAGGAAAUGGCCAACCGAGAGACAAGUGUUGAGAUCAUGGAAUCAGUGAGAGAGAAGAGUGUUUACCUCAUACAGACAGCCAAUCCCAAAGACGUCAACAACAAUAUCAUGGAGUUAUUGAUCAUGGCCUAUGCCUGCAAGACCUCCUCAGCUCGUAACAUAGUGGGGGUCGUUCCUUACCUGCCCUACUGCAAGCAGAGCAAGAUGAGGAAACGAGGCUGCAUUGUAUCCAAACUUCUUGCAAAAAUGAUGUACAAAGCUGGCCUGACCCAUGUGAUUACAAUGGAUCUCCACCAGAAAGAAAUUCAGGGCUUCUUUGAGUGCCCAGUGGACAAUCUCCGAGCCUCUCCCUUCCUGCUGCAGUACAUCCAGGAGAGUAUCCCAGACUACCGCAAUGCCGUCAUAGUGGCUCGUGAUCCAGGCUCUGCCAAAAAGGCAACAUCUUACGCCGAGCGUCUGAGACUAGGCAUUGCAGUUAUCCAUGGUGAGCAGAAAACCAAUGAAGAUGAACAAGCAGAUGGACGCAAUUCUCCACCACUUGUUGAACACUCGCGCAUCAUGGAUGUGGGAGUUGGGGUGCCUGCCCUCGCUGCUAAAGAGAAGCCCCCAAUUAAUGUGGUUGGAGAUGUUGGGGGCCGCAUCGCCAUCAUGGUGGAUGACAUGAUUGAUGACGUGGCUUCCUUUGUGGCAGCAGCAGAGGUCCUAAAGGACCGUGGUGCCUACAAGAUUUAUGUGAUGGCCACUCAUGGACUCCUCUCCUCAGAUGCUCCACGGCUCAUUGACGACUCCCCAAUUGAUGAGGUGGUGGUCACAAACACUGUGCCGCAUGAGAUCCAGAAGAUGCAGUGCCACAAGAUAAAGACUGUUGACAUCAGCAUCCUCCUGGCAGAGUCCAUUCGUCGCAUUCACAACAAUGAGAGCAUGAGUUAUUUGUUCCGCAAUGUUACCUUGGAAGAUUAAUCACUGUUUUGGCAGGCUUGUAAUGAGUGAAUGCUCUGUAAUCUGGAAUUUGACUUGGUUUCGGCAGUUAUGUGGAGGAAUGUGACAGUCUUGUUUAUGAUAAUAACGGUGCUUGUUUAUAAUAAUAACACCCUCAUGAAGUUUGGCCCUUAGUUCCUCAGUGAUAAGGCGUUCAAAUGUGUCACAGUUAAUUAGGUAUGAAGGAUAGAUUAAUUCUACAGUUGUAUUGUAAGUUUAGUUUUGUGAUGCCGCAAGCAUUUGUUAUAAAAAAGAAUUGCAUGGCUACUGUAUGAGUCAAAAAAAUGUAAAUGUAUAAAUUUAUGAAGUCCUGUGCAUAUAUAAAUGUUCAUAUACCUCAAAGAUAUAUAAACACCCCCUUAUGUGUGUAUUUACUUUGUUGUUUUUACCUAGUUUUAGCAUACAUGAUUAGUUAGUCUUGCGUUGUCCUGUCUUCAUAUCUGUUGUUAUCCACAUAAGUUUUAAAGUGGUGGAUGCUCCUUGCUUGCACCACCUCCUCACCCAUUUCAUUUCAAAUCUAAUACUCUUAUAUUGUAAACAAAAUUCCUUUAUAUUAUUACCACAUUUAGUCUUUAUCUUUUAUGUAUGACCUCUUGUUCUUCCAUCAUCUGUAGUCCAUUAUCUGUAUGCUUUUUCUAGUCCUCUGACUUUCUUGAACAUUAUUAAGUCUCCUCUUCCUCUUCUGCAUUAUUCAUCAGUUUUACAUACCAUAAACUGUACUGCAAUUUACAUCAACCACUUACAAAUAUAUAGGCAUUGAAAUCUCACUCAA